Molecule: messenger RNA, 942 nt
Organism: Leishmania braziliensis MHOM/BR/75/M2904
Lineage: Eukaryota; Euglenozoa; Kinetoplastea; Trypanosomatida; Trypanosomatidae
Product: putative dynein arm light chain
Exons: 1
Coding region: 1-942 (313 amino acids)
Cellular component (GO): axoneme
Molecular function (GO): dynein heavy chain binding
Source: RefSeq, a predicted model, not a curated record
AUGCCCUCUGCCUGCACCGCGCCGCCUGCGCCCCGAUCGUCGUCGAAGGCCGCAGGGAUAAUGAAGGGUAGCGGCCACCGCAGCGAUAAUCGAAGCACGUGCGACAAGAGCGCAUCGAGUAGCGCUAGUGUAGACGAUCUGCAGGAGGCGAUUCUGCAGCUGCUACCACGGCGCUCUAGCGAGGAGGAUGCUGCGGUGUACAUCGACGUGAACGGCCCAGCUGACCCCAGCCGGACGCUUAUUCGCUACGACAUCCCCUACGCGCCUGGCGACCCGAAGCGGUCGCUGAAGUUGCGCCGGAGCCUCGGUCGAGGCGCUGAGGAGCGUGUCGUCGACCCGAACGUGAGGGUCAUCAUUGACAGCUUCAUCACUCCGCGGAGGUGGGUGGAUGCGUCGACGGGGGUGGUCUGGGUGCAGCACGCCAGCCCGUUUCCCUCCUCCCGUAUCGACGCAGCGGAGACUCAGGAGCGCCUGCACGCCCAACUGAAGGUUCACCAGGCGCGCCGCACCGGCACCAGCCCCAUCCGCUCGCUCCUCAUCGCCGAGUGCAUGCUGGAGGUGCUACGCCAGGUGACGGCGGAGUGCUGGGAGCGUGGCCUGCUGCUACUGCACGUGCACUCGGAGCGGGUGGCAGCCCAGGCGUCCCAUCGGCGCCUCUUUGAGAGUCGUGUCGGCCACGCCUUCCGUCUCGCGCUAAAGGGCGAGAAAGACGUGGCGAAAGUGGAGGAGGACAUGACCGCACUGAAGCAGCGCGUUGAGCUGCUGGGUCAGGAGGAGGCAGACCUUCGGCGUCAAUGUAGUGAGUUCGAGCAGCAUGCCGAGGAGCAGGUGCUGAUCGCGAACAAGGAGCACCACGAUGCCCUCACAAAGCUGAAGCGGGAGGGUGUGCAGAAGCGCGCACAGUUAGAGCAGCAGCUGGUAAUUCCAGCGAACUUGCAGUAG